This is a messenger RNA of Rhineura floridana, 3226 nucleotides long. RefSeq names its product TRAF interacting protein with forkhead associated domain (gene TIFA). The record is from RefSeq and is a predicted model, not a curated record. NCBI's taxonomy places the organism in Eukaryota, Metazoa, Chordata, Lepidosauria, Squamata, Rhineuridae. Bases 264 to 836 code for a protein of 190 amino acids. Gene Ontology annotation, molecular function: protein binding. The transcript has 2 exons. Gene Ontology annotation, biological process: canonical NF-kappaB signal transduction.
CGGUCUGACAACUGUUGCAGUGAGGAUUGAGCCAUUCCGGACGCAGAGGCCGACCUAAAGCAGUGAUACAGCGGAAUUUAUUUUUCCGCAGGGACGAUGAUGUCCACUGUGGAAGGGUAGCUCAUUGGUGGACCACUUUUUUUUGCAUGUUAAAGAUUCAGUCGCUCCAUGGGAAACGACUCGCACUAUAAGUGCGGGGACACCUUUACCUUUAAAGAUUCAAUCGCUGUUAUUGCCAGAAUUUUCUGAGAAUUUGUACUGCAAUGUCCAACUUUGAAACUACAGAUACUGAAGAGACAGUAACCUGUCUCCAUAUCACCGUCUAUCAUCCAAGUCAAGAGGACAAGCAGGUAUUCCAAGCCUUACACUUUUGCCAGCAACAACAACUGAAAGCUGAUGACCUAGUUAAGUUUGGAAGAGACUGUCAUGUCUGCCGUUUUAACUUUGUAGAUGCACGGGUUUCACGCAUUCAGUUUGCUCUGCAGUUUUUCAGACAUUUCAACAGCUCCGAGUUUGGUUUUGAGAUUAAGAAUUUGAGCAAAAGGUUAAAGCUAAUUGUGGACAGCGCUGAACUGGCCUACCUGAAUAAGGUUGAUUUGCCAGAGACAUGCAUGGUUUGCUUUGGAGAUUACCAAAUGCUACUGCGAACACAAGGAGGGCAAUCGGAGAACUAUUUUGCCAUUUGCUUUGAAUUGUCAAAAACAUCAAUGCUGCAGCAAAAAAACCUAUCUUUGCCAAAACCUGUACCUGAAAGUGGCAUUUUAUGUACUGCUCCAGUAGAGAUGGAUGAGACUGAAGAGAUGGAGAGUUCCAUUCACAAGGGAUGGAUUGACUAGGUUCAGUAUUAUGGAUUCUGUGCUUACCUCUUUGUCCGGUGUACCAUUGAAAUUGAAUGUCCUCCACAUAUAUAGAAGUCCUCGAGCCCGCACUAUAAAUAGGUUAGCAUUAUCUUUUGUAAGCUGCCACUUCACAGACAUUUUGCCAUUGUUGCUUAAAACAGUGGUGGGAAACCAGCUGGUGGGCUUCAUUAGCUGAUCAGGGGCACUUGCAAAGUAUUAUAUCUUUGCCCACAUGGUUUGAUUUCAAAAUGCAUGAGCAAAUGAAAAUUGGACACCUGAUGUCAUUGUGAUGUCAGGUGAUUGACAGGUGGGCAGCCCUAUCCACAUAUCAAAGUUGGCCUAAUGGGAGGAUGGGGGAGGUAAGGAUCUAGCUGCCAGCUGACUCCAGUAGUUCUCUACCUCAAAGUUAAAAUAUUUAAAUGAUGUUGCUGCCAAGUCCUAUAGCAUGCAAGUGGCUAUAUGAACACAGGCUUGCAGUGCUAUUCACCUUAUCCUCUAAGGCAGGAGUGCUUGACCUGCACCUCUCCCCGUGCUGUUGGACUCUGUGACGUCCUUCCCCAGCACCACCAGUGAAGCUCUCACUUGUGGCUACCAGCAGACAGGAACAUCAGGUUUUCUUCUUACCCUUUACAGCUGUAGCACAGAUUUCAACAAAUCCCCCUGCUAGGCCUUACAACCCCACACUCUGUAUCUCUUAUAACCUUUACUGUGUCUUAGUCCCUGCCAGGCUAUCUUGAUACCUUGUGUCUAUGGGUAUAGGUAAUUCCCAACCCCCCCUGCAGCCUCUUGCACUGAAGCAUACAGCCCUGGGUUUCUCUGUGGGACUGGAUACACUUUCCUCCAAUCCGCCGCUGCCACCAUUCGAUACAACUGUUCAGCCUUGGUUACUUGCUAUCCCCCCAUGUGUUUCCCAGCUGAAGGAAUCAGGCUUUUGUUUAACCAAGAAAUAUUUAUUUAGUAUUAGAAAUAACAAGAUUACUUUUAGAAUGUUUCACAAGUGUAUGGUUUCAACUAUAUUCUGUUACGUACUUUACUUCUUACUAAUUGCCUCAGAACUCCGACUCACUCUCAACAACACCAAACACCAUCCACCUCCUCAAUUCACCUUACAAUUCACCUCUCAAACACCACCUCACUUCACCACCUAAACACCACCUAAACACCACCCAGAUUCAACUGUCAUUCUUCCAUUUAUACUCCCAGCCAUUCAAACGCUCAGCCAAUCAUCCAGCAUUCUACUGCUCAUGUACUCCCCCCCCGUCUUUCACUCCACUUACCAUAUGUCUUCUAUAUAACUAGCACUUACCAUAUUUACAAUAUAAGCAGGAACAUCACAGACUCCACCUCCCAUUAGGUCCACCCAGCAUGGCCAAUGGUGAAGGAUAACGGGACUUGUAGUCCAACAGCAGCUGUGGGGUCACAGGUUAGCCACCUCUGCUCUAAGGGCUAUAUGAAUACUGAAGACAAAAAGAAAAUUCUGCCCUUGUUUACCAUCUAAGACAUCUUAGGUUGGCAUCUACUGUCACCUAAUAGUAAAACUGGCUGAUUCCUUUCAUUUUUAUUUUUUAAAUGAGUAAUGCACUGUUUUAACCAGACACUGCAGCGCUGCUCAAAUACAACAGAACUUGGAGAACUUAACAGAUAUGUAAUAUCUAAAGACUUCCUUUAUAUUUCAUAGCCUCCCUCCUCCAUUCUUGAAGGAAGAGCUGGUGAUCUAAAAAUAUUGCAAGUUGUGAAAGUAAAUAAAUGCAUAUUGGCAUUAAUACUGUCAUGCAAGUACUUUUUCUUGAGUUCUGUUUGGAUGCCAUGCUGUGUUUGCAGAUAUGACAACAAGCGUGAUGUAAGAAUGUGAGAUUAGGACUGGAGACUUGGCUUCAAAUCCACACUCAGCCAUGAAGUACAUUGGGUGAGAACUGAUCUAAUCAGUUGUGGCUCCCUCCUUAGUGAAGUCUGCCUGGCGCCUUCACUGAUCUUCAUUAAAAAAACACCACCUUUCCCCUUGACUUUUGGUGGACUAGGAUGAUGUCAUUUUCUGUUAGUGUGCUGCUGAAGCUUUUUACUGCUGUUAUGGGCAGCGUGAAGCAGGGGGUUGCUUUGUAUAUUUUUAAUGAACUACAUUUGUUUUUGUGUGACUGUGUUUAUAUUAUAAUUAUUUUUACUUAUGCUUCUGUUUUAAAUGUGUUGUAAGUCACCUGGAGACCUUUUGUGUGACAAGCAACCAACAAAUUUACUAAAUAAAUAAAAAAUAACCACUAUCUCUUAGCUUACGCUACUCAUCAUGGGUGUUGCAAGGAUAAGAGGAGGGAACAAAGAAUCGCCUACAUCACCCUGAGAAACUUGAGGAAGGGUAGGAUCAGAGCUUGGAAAAGUUACUUUUUUGGACUACA